GACAACACGACGCCUCCGUCGCCGUCGCUGCCCUGCGCGUUGAAACAAAUCGAACAUUUCGCAAAAUUGAAAUUGCAAAUCGAUGGGCAUACUUAUGUGAUUUAGAUGUAUUAAGAGUGAAACCCCAGUGAACCGUAAACAAAAUUUGUGUUGCCCCAGAAACUCAGUUCGCAUCGAAUAUAUUUUUGUGGUAAAGUCCAACGAUAUGGAAAUGAACCCAGCCGCAGCGACAGCCACAGCCACAACCCCAGGCGGUGGCCCAGCCAGAAGAGAACGACGUUUCGAGGAUGACGCAUCCACGCCCACAUCUUCAGCUUCAUCUGCACCCACACCCACUCCCACACCCGCCUCCAUUGCCGCCGAUUACAUGCGCAACUUUGAGAACAUCAUACAGCCAGGGAAGGAGGCGUCCAUGACCAGGGAAUUCAAUCCGCAGGUGGCCUACGAAUUCGAGCGCUAUCUCAAUCCGCAAAAGCUCAAGCAGCAUGUCCUGGGCAGCGAAAAACUGCGCUCCAUACUGGAGCACUAUGCGCGCGAAACGCAACAGCCGCUGAAGAAGAUGCAGCAGCAGGCCAAGGCCAUUAUCGAUGAGAUUGGGCUGGACAGGAAUAUGGCCAUAAUACGUUGGUGCGGCAUUGCCAUAACGGCCAUUGGCCAGCGUAUCUGUGAUGGUUUCUAUGUCAAUUCGGCCAGCAUGGCGAAUGUGCGCAAGGAUAUGGGCCGGUGUCCGGUGCUGUAUCUGCCGAGCCAUCGCAGCUACAUGGAUUUCAUACUGAUGUCCUACAUAUGCUACUACUACGACAUCGAGAUACCUGGCAUAGCAGCAGGAAUGGAUUUCCAUUCAAUGUUUGGCAUGGGCACCAUGCUCAGGAAAACGGGCGCCUUCUUCAUGCGUCGCAGCUUCUCCAACGAUGAGCUUUACUGGGACAUAUUCCGGGAGUACAUGUAUGCCCUGGUGGCCAACUAUCACAUUGGUGUGGAGUUCUUCAUUGAGGGCACACGCUCGAGGAACUUCAAGGCACUGGUGCCCAAGGUGGGACUGUUGUCGAUGGCCCUGCUGCCGUACUUCACGGGCGAGGUGCCCGAUGUGAUGAUUGUGCCCGUGAGCGUGGCCUAUGAGCGGGUGCUCGAGGAGCAGCUGUUCGUGUACGAGCUGCUGGGCGUGCCCAAGCCGAAAGAGACAACCAAAGGCUUCUUCAAGGCGCUUAAAAUUAUCGACGAACGCUUUGGCAAGAUGUUCCUGGACUUUGGCGACCCCAUUUCGGUGCGUGAGUUCUUCGGCCAUGACAGUGGGCAGCGCAUGCAGCGAGCCGGCGUGGGCGGACAUCUGCAGAAGCUGAAUCGGCAGGAGAUUGAGCUGAUCAAGCAGCUGGCCAAUGAGAUCAUCUACCAGCAACAGCGUCGCAUUGUCAUCAAUACCUUUAACCUGCUCAGCCUCUACUAUGCCAGCCAGCUGUACGCGCAACGUUCGGCCAACAUCGAUGAGCUGUCGCGUGGCAUGCUGCACCUGAAGCGAAUCUUCAAUCAGCUGGGUGCGCACGUGAGCAUCAAGGCGAGCAGCAUCAAGGCGGACAUCAUUGACGCCGUGGAGAUACACUCGAAUAUUGUGCAAUUUUCGCAGGCAAGGCUACAGUUUACGCCGCUGGCGGCCAAACAGUUGGCCACACAGAUCGAUGUGAAGCGCAUGAAGGCGCAUGCCCUGUGUCCCUCAACCAUGGCCGUGGCUGUGCCCAUGCUGGCCCUGCAGCUGUAUGUGAAUCCGUGCCUUUUCUGGCUGGCCAGACCAGCCUAUCUGCUGCUGGCAGCACUCAAGGAGCAGCGCAAACAGGAGCAGCAGCAGUCGAGCGGCAGCUACUCCUAUGACAGCACACUGUCGGCGCUGCAUUCGUAUGUGAGCAGCAUGGAUAGCCUGUUCCAGCAUGAGUUCAUCAUUGAAUCGAAUCGUGAGGCUGUAGAGUUUGAGACUCAUCUGCAGCUGCUGCUCGAUGAGAAGGUGCUGGAGCUGGAGGCUAGUGGCAGAAUUAAGGUGCAGGAUAACGAGUGCGCUCAUGUCAUACUGGCCGCUCUGGCGCCCUUCCUGUGUCUCUACUACCAGCUGGCUGUGACGUUGCGACAGAUACCUUUCGAUAUUGAGUUCAGCAACAAGGAUCUGCUGGUGCGCGUGCAGAAACAUGUGGAGCAGCUGCUGCAACAGCCUGGCGGCGCCGCACCGCAUGUCCAUCCGUAUUGCCUGGCCCUGGACAAUCUCAAUAUUGCCAUCCAAGCGCUCAUACAGCGCGGCUACCUUCUCAAGUGCCGCGACUCGGGACAGCUGCGUGUGGUUGAUGCGCCCGGCAAGUGCCUGCGGGAGUUGGAGCAGCAACUGCUGGAGUACUGCCAACUGAUGCCAUUUGCACAGUACUCAAUGGCUGCCAACCAGCAGGCGCAGUGCCACAUAGCCAAGUUAUAACUGGCAAUGGCCAACGGCGGCAUGGGCAGCGGCAACCAGCCUUCAUCCUCCACAACACAUUAUAGUACAAUUUCCAUUGCUAUGUUCAUCCGAUUCAUACGUUUCAUUGUCAGCCUGCUCAAGAAUUGUCGCAUCAUUUGCAUACUGUUUGUUUUUGUGAUUGUGGCGCCACUCUGGCAGCUGUUCCGUUGGCUCAUCGCAUCAUCCUUCACGCAUUCCCCAACGUAGGCUUAAGAUGGUCGUCCCGGGGGUUCAGGGGUUCUGAUUGUUGUAUGCGGCUUUAGGUCUAAGAACUUCAUCGUUUCCAAGGAGUAGAUCCAC
Drosophila subobscura is the source of this 2770-nucleotide messenger RNA. It is a transcript of the gene Dhap-at, whose product is annotated as dihydroxyacetone phosphate acyltransferase. Bases 206 to 2449 code for a protein of 747 amino acids. Lineage: Eukaryota; Metazoa; Arthropoda; Insecta; Diptera; Drosophilidae. The record is from RefSeq and is a predicted model, not a curated record. Gene Ontology annotation, cellular component: peroxisomal membrane; peroxisome; mitochondrial membrane. The transcript has 4 exons. Gene Ontology annotation, molecular function: glycerone-phosphate O-acyltransferase activity. Gene Ontology annotation, biological process: ether lipid biosynthetic process.